AGAAAUUCCCCGUUUUCCCUCUUCAGUUUGGAUAUUUUUUACGAAUUUUAGAGACACGGGAAACAUCAUGACGUUAAGCUCCUUGUGUAGUUUUCAUCUGUGAAAUAUUCUCAAAGAGGAGAGGUGCAGUAUGGCAGAGGGCGAGGAAGCCAUGAGUCAGGAGGACUGGAAGGAGAAAUGUUUGGUCCUGGAGGCACUUCUCAUGAAAUUUAGAGUGCAGAUCAUCAAGAUCCGAGAACUCACCGCUGACAAGAUUCAGCAGCUGGAGACUCAGGUGAUUGAUGCAGAGAAACGAGCCUUCACUGCUCAGCAGCAGGCACAGUGGAUGGAGGAGAAACUGAAAGCUGCAGAUGGUCCGUCAGGAGACUCAGAGGUACGUUUGUUCCAGCGAUGUCAGGAGCUGCAGGAGACGCUGCAGGAGAGGGAGGAGGUCAUCGCUCAGCUGGAGCUCCAGCUAGAGGAGCAGAAACAGAACCGACUGCAGGAUGCUAAAACAGUGGAGGAGAAAGCUGCUAAGAUCAAGGAGUGGGUGAUGCUGAAACUGUCAGAGUUUGAGGUGGAGAACGCAGCGUUAAGAGAAUCAAAGAAGCAGCAGGAGGCUCAGAUCGAGGAGUUACAGAAACAAGUUCAAGCUUUUGAGCAGAAGAGUGCAGUUGGAGUGGUCAAAGGAGUCCUGAACAGACCUGGUGAGGCUCAGCGUCUCAGCAGUCUGACUUUUGGAUGUUUCCAGGUGAGGGGGAAGAAUCCGCAGGUAAUGACAGGCCCUGCCCCCUCUCAGAGGACCCUCAGCACCCAGGGAGAGACUGAUGAACUGGAUAAAACAGAGAGAAGCGCUCCUCACUCCUCCUCAGGAUCAGACUCUGAGCUUCUUAGACCUGAUCAUGCUGGGAUCCUGCAAGAGGACAGCGCCUCUGAGAGUCUGGGGGAGAACACAGCUGAGUCCAGGGGCGUCUCUUCUGUGCUCUCCAGCGCUGCAUCAGAGGGAGAGGGAGUUGGAGGGGGUGAGGGCAGGGGAGGAGGGCUGGAGUUCAGCCGGCCAGGCAGUGAGACGUACCUGACAGCCUCUGACGACAGCAGCUCUCUGUUUGACGAUGACAUGCAGCGAGCUGAGCAUCCCCUCCUCAACCUGCAGGGACCGCCAGAGGACACAUUGGGAGGGAGUCAGGAGGAAAGGGGGGAGGCUCAGAAGGAGGAUUGCCCAUCUGAGGAGCUAAACAAACGCUUUAAGUCACACAGACUCGACUCUUCAUCCUCCUCCAGUGAAACGAACACAUCAAGCCCCGUCCUCACUCCCGCCCUGACCCCAAAACGACCCAAUCCACCCCAGGACCCCAAGGACACACCUGCCUCCCCCAAACAGCCCCGCCUGCGGACCCCAGCAGGGUUCAGUCUGAUGAACGUGUCUCUGGCUAAGAAACACCUAAGUCAGCCUCCGAUCUGCCGAGAAGCCUCUCACGGACAAACACGCAAUGCUCUGAGCAUGCUCCGCCCGCUCCGUCCCCACGAGACAAACCUGGACCAGGAGCAGGAGGUUGUCAUGGAGAUGGGGAAGGACACACUCACUCUUUCAGCCCUGCAGAGCUCACCUGGUUCUCCGGAUCCUGGUGCAGAGAUCAAUGCAGAGAGAGAGGAUGUUGAUAGCUCAGCCCCUGGGAACAAACCUCCUACACCGCCACUCCACAGACUGCCCUCCUGGGAAAGUCGUAUCUAUGCUGUGGCUAAAUCUGGAAUCAGACUGUCGGAGACAUCCUGUUCAGACGCUGCCAGUAAAGACUCAUCCGGGCAGUCCUCUUAUCCAGCCUUUGUCAUGUACACCUCCCUCAUCUAUAAAAACAUGACCACACCUGUGUACACCACUCUGAAGGGGAAGGCGACCCUGCUGAGCAGCAGUCCAUUCUCUGAUGAGUCCUCGAGCUCCGACGAGUCCUCUAGCUCAGGAGAGGAGGAUGGCUCCGUCUGCAGUUCUCGCACCUCCUCCAGCUCCCGCAAAGACAGCAGCCCAGGCAGUCCACGCUCGCUGAAGAGGGCUGUAUCGAUGUCCUCAAUGACAUCAGAGAGCGACUAUGCCAUCCCUCCUGACGCUUACUCGACGGACACCGAGUGCUCUGAACCCGAACACAAACUCCCAAAGACCUGCUCCUCAUCCACUGACAACGGCAAGACAGAGCCGAUGGAGAAGUCGGGCUACCUGCUGAAGAUGGUGAAGACCUGGAAGAAAACAUGGAAGAGACGCUGGUUCGUCCUGAAAGAUGGAGAACUGCUCUACUAUAAAUCACCUAGUGAUGUGAUCAGGAAACCUCAGGGUCAGAUAGAGGUCAACGCCAGCAGCAGCAUCGCACGUGGAGACGGGAAACAAAUCCUCCAGAUCGUGACGGGAAAACGCGUGUACUACCUGAAGGCCGACUCUCCUAACCUGCUGGAGGAGUGGCUCAGGACACUAUUGAGCGUGCUCAGGCUGAAAGCUGCCAGUCCGCUUUUUACUCAGCCUGACAUCAGGCCCAGCAUGAAGGGGCUGCUCAUCAAGGUGAAACAUGGAUACUCAAAGAGAGUUUGGUGUGCUCUGAUUGGAAAAACGUUGUAUUAUUUCCGCAGCCAAGAGGACAAGUUCCCUCUUGGUCAGAUCAAAUUAUGGGAGGCCCGGGUGGAGGAGGUCGACGGGUCGAGAGACUCCGAUGAUGACCUAAAAGCAUGCGGCCGUGGCUUACAGGGGACGCCUUUUACCAUCGCCAUCCAACCCCAGGAGCAGGGGCCAACCUACCUGCUCAUCGAAAACAAACAGGAGAAGGACUCGUGGCUCUUCCAUCUCUCUGUGGCUGCAGGAACCUCAGCGGGAACAUUUGGCACUGACUUUGAACAGCUGCUGGGAAAACUCUUCAAACUGGAUGGAGAUCAGAACUCUCCGAUCUGGAGACAUCCAGUGUUGUGUUUCAGUAAAGAAGCUCUGUCAUCUCCUCUCACCACGCUGCCUUCACUGGCUCUGCAAACAGAGGCCGUUAAACUCUUUAAGACUUGUCAGCUUUUUAUCAACGUGGCGAUUGACGCCCCUGCCAUCGAUUACCACGUGUCUCUGGCUCAGAGCGCCCUGCAGGUGUGUCUGACCCACCCCGAGCUGCAGAACGAGCUCUUCUGUCAGCUCAUCAAACAGACCCGCAGGAGGCAGCCGCACGGCCAGCCUGGACCCCUGCAGGGCUGGCAGUUCCUCGCUCUGUGUGUGGGCCUCUUUCUGCCCCAGCAUCCCUUCCUCUGGCUGCUACAGGUUCACUUGAACAGACAUGGGGACUCCAGGACUGAGGUGGGUAAAUACGCCAUCUACUGCCUGCGCUCCAUGGAGCGGACUCAGCAGAAAGGAGAGAGGCAGGCCAGGCCGUCCCGUAUGGAGAUCUUGUCCAUCCUGCUGAGGAACCCUUACCAUCACUCUCUGCCCUUCAGCAUGCCUGUCCACUUCCUCAACAACACCUACCAGGUAGUGAGCUUUGAUGCUUCAACCACGGUUGAUGAGUUUCAGUCUCGUCUGAAUCAGGACAGCGGCAUGAGGAAGACCGGACUAUCUGGCUUCAGUCUGUACACAGACGACCCGACCGGGCGAGAGCUGGAGCACUGCCUGAAGGGAGACGUCAAGAUUUGUGACAUUAUCUCUAAAUGGGAGCAGGCCUCAAAAGAGCAGCACACGGGCAAAUCAGAGAACACCCGGACGGUCCGUCUCACCUAUAAGAACAGGUUGUACUUCUCUCUUCAGGUGAGGGGCGAGUCUGAGAGGGAGAGGCUGCUGCUGGCUUAUCAGACCAAUGAAGCCAUCGUAGCGGGACACUUCCCGGUCAACAAGGAGCUCGCUUUAGAGAUGGCCGCCCUACUGGCUCAGGUGGAGUAUGGGGAUUUUGAGCGUCCCUUCUCUGCUCCUGGAUCAGCCCAGACCAAGUCAAACCAGACCCUGAAGCAGGUUCUGGACCGAUUUUACCCCAAACAUUACCGCAGAAGCACCUCUGAGGAGCUGCUCAGAGUGCUGCUGCAACGUCUGUCUGCCCGCUGGGCCUCCCUCAGGGGUCGGACUCCAUCAGAGUGCAUCAGGAUCUACCUGACUGUUGCCAGGAAGUGGCCUUUCUUUGGUGCCAAGUUAUUUGAAGUAGAGUCCAUCACUGCGUCUCCUCAGCAGGGUGUUCGUGUCUGGCUGGCCGUGCACGAGGACGGUGUCAGUGUUUUGGAGCACAACUCUAUGAAGCCGUUGGUGUCCCACCCUUACAGGAGCCUGAUGACGUUUGGAGGCUGCAGACAGGACUUCAUGCUGGUGGUGGGACAGAGCAUUGGGACCACCAGCAGCAAAGACAAACCCACAGAGAAACAUUUGUUUGCUAUGGAUGCUUCCAAGAUCCGUGAGAUCACUCUUCUCAUCUCCAGUUACAUCAACAGCGCUCACCAGCAGAAGGCCGCCGCCCACCACCUGUCAGCCCCCGCCCUCAUGGUUGCUCAGCCCAUCAGUCUGAAGAGCAAGGAGCUGCGGAGUAAAUCCCCUCCAGCACUGGGACGGCCCAGCAAGGCCCCCACCCUGCUGUGACGUGACCAAAAGAACAGAAAGAUUCGAUUGACUGAGAUAUUGAAAAAUUAAUGAAUUGAUGAGGUGUAGUUUUACAGAUGACACAGACUCCUCCUCUACAUGCCUUGCUAGGGCAGAUCCAUCCCUGCAAUGAAGAAUGCGGGGCAUACUGUCUUAUAUUUUUUUAAAUAAAAAAUGACCUGAAGAUAGAAGAAGAAGAAGGGACUUACUGCUUUUAUGGUGGACUCAGACUCAGCAAAAGUCAGCAAAAGUUCCUGUUAAAAACAAGAAGUAAAUACUCACCAGGUUAAUGUCCUGCUUUUAUCCCUUCAUUUAAACCAUGCAGUUCAGGAGUUGGUGAUCCGAGCAUAACAACAGAGCUGCAGGAGUGAAAAGGACCCUGGUGACUUCAUCCGCUUAAAUCUUUCAAAUGUUAACAAAAAUAUGUUCAAUAGAAUAUCACUGUGUCCUUUAAAGCAGCUUCACUGCACGUGGCAAGCAUGAAUACCAAAGAGAGCCACAGGAAUGAUGUGCUUUUAUUUCCAUAAGAGGCGGGCAGGUCAGUUCUGGUAUCAGGCUGGGUUGUUGUUAAUGCAUCGUAUAGACACAAGCUCCAGAAAAGCCGUCCCUUGGUAUCUGACAGGGCUGGUGGGGGCUGAGGGAUGGAGAGAUAAGGGUAGAGGUCGAAGGAUAAAGGUUAGGGGUUGAAUGGAGUUGUAGAAGAGGGAGAAGGUAGACUUGGAUCUCAGGAUUCAGGUGAAACUGAUGAAAUCAACAGGGUUGGGACUCUGUUUUUCAGACCUCGAAGAGACUGCUCCCCUACCCAGAGUCCAUGGUGGUUGCUGUAUUCAAAAAGGAAGGAGGAGAUGAAGAAACGAGAAAAAGUAAAAGGCAAUGGAGGGUGGGAAUGUUGACAUUUAAUCAAAGGGAGGAGAAUGGAUACUGUGUGCUUUACAGAGUUGGAUAUGAUGUGAUAAGAUGGGAGGGAGCAUGGGCCUUAUUCACCAACUGUUCUUAAGAAUUUGUCUCUUUAAACCCUCUCACAUGAGUUUUAUUAUCUGUGAUUUGUUUUUAGCUGAGAACAAAUCUAAACAAAACAAAAUCUAAGAGCACUUCAGAGCACUAAUACAAACAUUUUAAGUGCUGAUAUGAGAGGAUGAAACUGUUUAAUUUUCCACUCCGUGCUCAAAUAAGCUACAGUAAAAAUGACCGUAAAAUUUCAUUUUCUUUUUUUUUUAAUAUAUGUUAUUGGGGCUUUUAUGCUUUUAAUUGGAGAGUUGGACAGUGGAUAGAGUCAGAAACAGGGAUAAGAGCAGUCGUUCUCAACUGGUUGGGCCAUCAUGUCCCACCUUAGAAAUUGCAACUCAGAUUUUUGAAAAUGUUCAACCACUUAAAUUGAUCAAAUAAAAAUGUUGCACCCUAAAGAAAUAAGACAAAAUAAACAUGUUUAAAAGCACAUCAUUACAGAAGGACACACAUGCAUACAUCUUUGUUACUCCAUUUUUCCCAGACAACAAUGAAAUUUGAUAAUUUCCUGAAGAAUUUCUUGGUUAUCUUGGGGAAAUCAGAAGUGUUAUCCUGAGAAAAGGAGAUAAAUGAGUAGAAGGCUUGAGACAAAGACUGAAAUGUACUCAUAAUCAUAGGGUAUAAAUCUACCCUAUGUCCACUCAGGGCUUUUGUCUGGAGAAUUUCUGCCACAAUUUUUUCCUGGUGCACACAUCUGCGGCCAGCUGGAAAGGAUUCAUGGCCCACAUUUGGGUCCUGACCCACCAGUUGAGAACCGCUGGAUUAGAGAGUGGUGGAGAGGCAUGUGGGAAAGGAGCCACAGGCUGGACUUGAACCUGGGCACCCACAUGCAUGGAGCGGGACCUAACCGUGAGGCCAACUGCUCCUUAGUUAGAUAGAAAUUUAAAUUCUGUUUUACAACAUUUUAUCAAUUUAACACAUUUAUAAAAAAAAAAAAUUAUAUAAAAAUGCAUGAAUUAACUGUGGUGAAGUAUGCAUUUUCAGUGUUUGAUCUUGGCUGCAAAAUUUAGCACAUGUAGGAGUUUUAUUGUUAGACCCUUCUUUAAAACAGUUAAACCUAUUGUCUGUGACAUUUAAAUGCAUUUAAAUAAUGUUCCAUCAUUUUAAAGCAUCAGGUUUUAGAAUAAAUGUAUGUUUUAAUGAAAUCACACUUCAAGAAAAUGACCCUAACUCCUAAUAUAUCCUUUCUUAGCUGGAAUGCAUCCUUUUCUUAAUACUGCAUGAUUGCAUGAUGCAAGUCAUAUCUGAUGAAAGCACCAUCUGAACCAGUGAUUUCAUCCAUUUAAUUUUAAUUUCAGGGGCGCAGGUGGCCUAGUGGUUAAAGGUG
Molecule: messenger RNA, 6881 nt
Organism: Cheilinus undulatus (humphead wrasse)
Lineage: Eukaryota; Metazoa; Chordata; Actinopteri; Labriformes; Labridae
Gene: plekhh2
Product: pleckstrin homology domain containing, family H (with MyTH4 domain) member 2
Exons: 30
Coding region: 131-4549 (1472 amino acids)
Biological process (GO): negative regulation of actin filament depolymerization
Cellular component (GO): cytoskeleton; cytoplasm
Molecular function (GO): actin binding
Source: RefSeq, a predicted model, not a curated record